AUGGUUUCGUUGGACGUGUUCUUUGCCGAGUACAAGGGGUUGAAGUGGAAGUUCCUGGUUACUGUGGACCACUACCCGGAUUUCUUCGAAGUAAACCUGUUAAAAGAUUUGACUCCUGAAACCGUGAUCGCAGUUUGCAAAGAAAACUUUGCCCGUCACGGAAUACCACAAUUGUUACUGUCGGACAAUGGAACCAAUUUCGUCAAUCGGAAGAUGAUCCAGUUUGCCACGGAAUGGUGCUUCGAACAAGUAACUUCGGCACCUCAUCAUCAACAAGCAAAUGGUAAGUCGGAAGCCGCAGUUAAAAUAGCAAAACGAUUGCUGAAGAAAGCAGAGGAGAGUAAGUCGGAGUUCUGGUAUGCUUUCCUCCAUUGGCGUAAUAUUCCAAAUAAGAUCGGCUCAAGUCCUGUGGCACGUUUGUUCUCUCGUUCAACUCGUUGCGGCAUACCAGCUGGCAUCAGUCAUCUGCUUCCAAAGAUUGUAGAGGACGUUCCAUCAUCAAUUGAAGAACAACGUAAACGAACAAAGCUUCAUUACGAUAAGAAGGUUCGUAAUUUGCCUGUACUGGACAUCGGUUCUCCGGUGUAUGUUCAACUGGAUCCAGCAUCGUCAAAAUUGUGGACUCCAGGUACUGUUUCCAACCGUUUGAAUGAACGCUCGUACCUGGUAGACGUAGAUGGUAAUCAGUAUCGGCGAAGUCUUGUGCAUUUAAAGCCGCGUAAAGAACUUACCAUGCAGCCACAUCGCUCAUCGCCAUCCAGUCCCGUGGAAUCAAUGGCAGGAGAAAAUCGGAACGCAGACCAACAAACGAUUAAUGAUUCUACUUGUCAAAAUAGUCAAAGUAUCGCAGCAGCCACACCGCCUACUAUGACAGAAUCGCAAAAUACGCUGUCAAGUUCAUCACCACGUGAUUUGCAAGCAAAUGGAAUGCCGAACCAAGUGGAGCGGCCAAGAAGGAAGACACGCUUGCCGGAACGUUUGAAGGAUUAUCAGUUGGAGCUUUAA
Molecule: messenger RNA, 1005 nt
Organism: Ochlerotatus camptorhynchus
Lineage: Eukaryota; Metazoa; Arthropoda; Insecta; Diptera; Culicidae
Exons: 1
Coding region: 1-1005 (334 amino acids)
Biological process (GO): DNA integration
Molecular function (GO): nucleic acid binding
Source: RefSeq, a predicted model, not a curated record